Chlorella variabilis is the source of this 810-nucleotide messenger RNA. RefSeq lists its product as hypothetical. The coding region runs from base 1 to 810 and encodes 269 amino acids. The record is from RefSeq and is a predicted model, not a curated record. The transcript has 3 exons. NCBI's taxonomy places the organism in Eukaryota, Viridiplantae, Chlorophyta, Trebouxiophyceae, Chlorellales, Chlorellaceae.
AUGGGCAAUCCAAUCUUGCGGUCAGACCCAGAUCCAUUGCCACGCUAUAGAGGCUACUUCUGCGCCCACGUGACGGUGCACGAGGUCGGCAGCUACCCCGCCGAUGUUUUUGUGCGGCAGCAGCGCGAGGCCUUUGGCAGCUUCACGCCCCUUGUAUCCAUUGAAGGCGGCUUGUUGCAGCCGCUCUGGGCCGGGCAGCGGCUGCAGUGGGUGUAUGGAGGAUUGAGAGAAGGGGGAGCCUUCUUCCGGGUACACAGCACCGGGCAGCUUGAGUACCUUGGCACUGCGCAGCACCCAAGCCCCGACUGGCUCGACUUUGCCGGAGAGGCAGACGGCGGCGGCUCAUCGGAGCGGCCCGUCAGCCCCGGGUUUGUCGAGUACAUUGCGCAGGUCUGGGGGCUGCCGGCUGCUGCUGCCAGUCGUGGCCCUCCCAGCGUAUCAUGUUGCAUGGGCUGCAUGGGCGGAACCGUCACCGUGGUGCUGGGCACAUGGUUUCACACCGGCCGCUCUGUGCUGACCCGCAUGCAGGAGGCCAGUGAGGACAGCGUUGACGAGGAGGGGUACCACGACGCGCCGGCGGUGUAUGUGGGCGGCCAGCCCGCGGCGCUGGACCCCGGCGACACCCCCACCUGCCUGCGCUGCCGCGGCGCCAUGGCCUAUGUGGGGCGCGUCGACUCGGACGUGUUCUCAGACGAGCUGCAGGAGGACCGAGCCAUCCACCUCUUCUACUGCCACGACUGCCGCCUGCAGUGCUGCCUGGACGCCCCCAGCCUGGACAGCACGCCCCUUGUAGAGCUGGACCUGAGGUGA